Molecule: messenger RNA, 1713 nt
Organism: Teleopsis dalmanni
Lineage: Eukaryota; Metazoa; Arthropoda; Insecta; Diptera; Diopsidae
Product: proton-coupled folate transporter-like
Exons: 9
Coding region: 93-1697 (534 amino acids)
Biological process (GO): transmembrane transport
Cellular component (GO): membrane
Molecular function (GO): transmembrane transporter activity
Source: RefSeq, a predicted model, not a curated record
UUUGCAUAAAGAAUUUUCUAUGAAAUGAUUUAGUUCAGUUAUAGUAAGUGUUUCAUUCGUUUUAAUAUAUCGAGCGCUAAGUUUAUUUAAAAAUGUUUGAUAGUCCCAAUGAACGUACGACUCUAAUAGCAAAAAAUUCAACAAAAGAUUUAGAAGAAAGUGAUGUCGAAGAAACUGAUACAGAUGACCAACAAAGUAAUACCUCCUCCAAUUCAAAUGCUAAUGGAGAUGCACAUAGCGAUUCAGAAGUGGAAGAUUCUACAGACGAGGUUCAUACAUUUAGAUGGAGCCGUUUAAAGUUUUACUUGAUAGAGCCAAUGGUAUUAAUAUUGCUGUUUGCAUAUAAUUUGUCAUCGACAAUUUUAAAAAACCAAAUUAUUUAUCAGACAUGCACAGCUGUAUUUUUAUAUAAUGAUACCGAUUGCAAACUGCUUUCAACCAAAAAUGCAAGUGAACAUACAAAGCAAAUUGAAACAAUUGUUCAACCAUACGCAGCACGAAUAUUUAUGACAACAACUGUCAUAGAAUGUAUUGUGCCAGCUUUAUGUGGUUCUUUCAUAGGAUCAUGGUCCGAUCGUUUUGGUCGAAAACCUUUACUGGUAACUGCAUUCACAGGGUAUACUCUGUAUUAUGCGGUAAUAGCAAUUGUUUGUUAUAUAUCAACAAUGUCGUUACUUAGCCCUUGGUAUUAUCUAUUAGCAGUUUUGCCGCAUUCAAUUUUAGGAGGCAGUGUAACUUACAAUGUGGCGGCAAUUUGUUUCAUUUCUGACGUUUCCACAGCGGAAGAAAGGCCCUAUCGUAUGACAAUAUAUGAAGCUGCUAUAUAUAUUGGAUUAAUGUUGGGCUCUUUUACUGCCGGAUUUUUAUACGAAGCGACUAAUUCAACUAUUGUUUUUACAGUAUCGGCUAGCUCCAUUGCUUUUGCUACUGUAAUUCUCUUAAUCUUUAUACCAGAGAGUUUAAACUUGCGCCAAGCACAGCCUAUAGUUGAAAGGACGGAAGAUAAUACAGCUCACGAAUCAAAUACAAACAAACUGUUUGAAUUAAGCCAUUUUAAAGAUAUGUGGACAACAUGUUUUAAAGAAAGACCUUUCAAUAAUCUCGGCAUUAUAUGGUUAACGAUUUGCUGUUUGCAGAUAACAGUAUUUGUAGUGGGAGGUUCGACUACAGUUUUUUAUCUUUUUAUAAGGGAACAGUUUCAUUGGACUGUUAAAGAAUUUACAAUGUAUGAAACCAUCAGUAUUUUAGUACCAAUUUUGGGUAAUCUACUGGGUAUUUGGUUCUUACGAAAAUGUCUACAACUCUCAGUCAUUACAAUUGGCAUAUUAGCAUUUCUAAGUCAAGUCGGCAGUAGCUUCAUGAAAGCAUUUGCCUUAAGCAAUCUACAAAUUUAUUUAGCAAUCGGGUUUGGGGCACUAAAAUCUAUGGCUAAUCCAAUGUGUAGGACGAUACUCGCAUCAGUCGUACCAGCAGAGGAAUUAGGCAAAAUUUUUGCUUUAAACAGUGUUUUGCAGUCUUUAGUACCAUUUGUAGCUUCCCCCAUUUACACAAUUAUUUAUAGCAUCACAUUGGCAACUUUUCCAGGCUUUUUCAAUUUAAUCAGCGCUUUUAUGUUUAUUUUAGCAAUUGCAUUUUUACUGUUAAUUUUGCGUAAACAACAAAGUUUUCCUGCGCAUUACGAAACGAUAUCAACUUAAUUAUUUUAGAUUACUA